Molecule: messenger RNA, 1094 nt
Organism: Cheilinus undulatus (humphead wrasse)
Lineage: Eukaryota; Metazoa; Chordata; Actinopteri; Labriformes; Labridae
Product: zinc finger protein 239-like
Exons: 3
Coding region: 203-1057 (284 amino acids)
Biological process (GO): negative regulation of transcription by RNA polymerase II
Molecular function (GO): DNA-binding transcription repressor activity, RNA polymerase II-specific
Source: RefSeq, a predicted model, not a curated record
CAAUAUGGCGACGUCGAUAUCAGAGAGCCAAACAAAACGAUCGAAACUGGUUUAAAAAUCGACAAAAAGACGCUUAUAAUCAUUUUCACUAACGCCAUAGACUCAGAAAAGUCACAACGGGUCUAGGCUCGCUAGAGAGGCGCCAUUUUAGGUCUACGGAGACACAGAGGGCAGCAACAGAGCAGCAGUCAGCUUUCAGUGGAUGAACAGAGCUGAUUCACAAAUAGAGGACCAUCCAGAGGAGAGUGAAACUGUCAGGAUCAUGAGUUCAGCUGAAGUGAAACAGCCUGAAAAGAACCCAGGCAGCUCUCACCAGGAGGAGCGAAUCAAAAAACCCACUGGUCACAGGCAUGAUAAACGUUUUCCCUGUACCUUCUGUGGAAGGAAAUUUAGCCGAGCAUAUCGCUUAAAGAAUCACGAGAGGAUCCACACUGGAGAGAAGCCCUACCCCUGCGACCAGUGUGGGAAGAGUUUCAGAAUUUUAGAUAACCUGAGGGUUCACCAACGGAUCCACACAGGAGUGAAGCUGUUUUCCUGCGACCAGUGUGAGAAGAGUUUUGUUUUGUCAUGUGAUUUAAAGAAACAUCAGAGAGUCCACACUGGAGUGAAGCCGUAUACCUGCGACGAGUGUGGGAAGAGUUUUGCUCAGUCAGGUGGUUUGAAGAAACACCAGAGCAUCCACACUGGAGAGAAGUCUUUCUGGUGUGAGGAGUGUGGGAAGUGGUUCUGUCUAUCCAACGAGCUGACUGUUCACAAACGAAGUCACACUGGAGAGAAACCUUACUCCUGCCACGAGUGUGGGAAGAGAUUUUUUCUGUCUAGUGAUUUGAGGAAACACCAGAGAAUCCACUCUGGAGAGAAGCCAUACUCAUGUGAGCACUGUGGGAAGUUAUUCCGUCUGUACAACCAGAUGAUUAUUCACAGGCGGAUACACACUGGAGAGAAGCCGUACUGGUGUGAGGACUGUGGGAAGUUUUUCCGUCAGUUACCUCACUUAAAGAAACACCAGCUUCUCCAUAAUGGAGAAAAGCAAAAACAGAAGUCCGACUCACCAUGAGAUGAUGAAUCACCUUUUUAAACAGUUUAACUGUCAG